Messenger RNA from Loxodonta africana (African savanna elephant), 2016 nucleotides. RefSeq names its product CYFIP related Rac1 interactor B (gene CYRIB). NCBI's taxonomy places the organism in Eukaryota, Metazoa, Chordata, Mammalia, Proboscidea, Elephantidae. The record is from RefSeq and is a predicted model, not a curated record. Gene Ontology annotation, molecular function: small GTPase binding. The coding region runs from base 357 to 1331 and encodes 324 amino acids. The transcript is spliced from 13 exons. Gene Ontology annotation, biological process: positive regulation of T cell activation; regulation of actin filament polymerization.
AUGUGGCUUUGGUGAGUCAUAUUGUUUCUUGGAGCUGGUUUCCUUCUCAGUAACACGAGGGCAACAACCACAAUAAUAGUUGGCGUUUAUUGUGGGCUUCCUAAGUGCCGAGCCGUGCCCUGGGGCACGGGGCUGGAGAGGUGCGUGGAUUAGGGCUCCUGCCGCCGGAUGCUGAAGGUUUAGUGGAGAAGAGGGACUCUCCCCCACCAAUGCCGCCACAUACCGACAUUGGACAGGAAAGCCCUGCUGAACCGGAAGGAGAAGAAACUGAGGCCUGGAGGUUGAGUAACUCGUCCAAGGUUACCAAGUUGAGGGACAAGGACAGAAUCACCAGCACUGGCUGAAGGUACCUUAACAUGGGGAAUCUUCUUAAAGUUUUGACAUGCACAGACCUUGAGCAGGGGCCAAAUUUUUUCCUUGAUUUUGAAAAUGCCCAGCCUACAGAAUCUGAGAAGGAAAUUUAUAAUCAGGUGAAUGUAGUAUUAAAAGAUGCAGAAGGUAUCUUGGAGGACUUGCAGUCAUAUAGAGGAGCUGGCCAUGAAAUACGAGAGGCAAUCCAGCAUCCAGCAGAUGAGAAGUUGCAAGAGAAGGCAUGGGGUGCAGUUGUUCCACUAGUAGGCAAAUUAAAGAAAUUUUAUGAAUUUUCUCAGCGGUUAGAAGCAGCAUUACGAGGUCUUCUAGGAGCCUUGACAAGCACCCCGUAUUCUCCCACCCAGCACCUAGAGCGAGAGCAGGCUCUUGCUAAACAGUUUGCAGAAAUUCUUCAUUUCACACUCCGGUUUGAUGAACUCAAGAUGACAAACCCUGCCAUCCAGAAUGACUUCAGCUAUUACAGAAGAACAUUGAGUCGUAUGAGGAUUAACAAUGUUCCAGCAGAAGGAGAAAAUGAAGUAAAUAAUGAAUUGGCAAAUCGAAUGUCUUUGUUUUAUGCCGAAGCAACCCCAAUGCUGAAAACCUUAAGCGAUGCCACGACGAAAUUUGUAUCAGAGAAUAAAAAUUUACCAAUAGAAAAUACGACAGAUUGUUUAAGUACCAUGGCUAGCGUGUGCAGAGUCAUGCUUGAAACACCGGAAUACAGAAGCAGAUUUACAAAUGAAGAGACAGUGUCCUUCUGCUUGAGGGUAAUGGUGGGCGUCAUAAUACUCUAUGACCAUGUACAUCCAGUGGGAGCAUUUGCCAAAACUUCAAAAAUCGACAUGAAAGGUUGUAUCAAAGUUCUUAAGGACCAACCUCCAAAUAGUGUAGAAGGUCUUCUGAAUGCUCUCAGGUACACAACAAAACAUUUGAAUGAUGAGACUACCUCCAAGCAAAUUAAAUCCAUGCUGCAAUAACAGUUCUGGAAUAAGCACCUGCUAUGGAAAGAAGAAGACAGUAUUCUGCAAUGGCUGGGAAUGCACAGUUUUUUAGUGAUUGCAAUUACUAUCUCAUUUAUUCUUGCUUUUUAUUUCUUUCCUCUGUUCCUCUUCCCUCUUUUUUAAUCAUGUUCUUGUUCUUAAGACUUCUUUUCUGUGCCAAAAUCAGUAAAGUUAUACUCUGAAAGGAUAGUGUCCUUUCAAACAGGCCAUCUAAGGCAGCUAAUUAUGCAUUGCAUUGGGUCUCUACUGAGAAAAAUUCUGUGACUUGAACUAAAUAUUUUUAAAUGUGGAUUUUUUUUGAAAACUAAUAUUUAAUAUUGCUUCUCCUGCAUGGCAAAACUGCCUAUUCUGCUAUUUAAAAACCCUCAACGACUUUAUUUUCUACUGCCGCUUUUUUCAUGUUCAGCCAAAAUGAAAAUGUUUAAAUUAACUGUGUUGUACAAAAUGGUACCCAACACAAACUUUUUUUAAAUUAGUAAGACUUUUGUUUAAAGUUUUAAGUUUGCAUUUUGACUUUUUUUGUAAGGAUGUAUGUUGUGUGUUUAACCUUUAUUAACUAAUGUUAAGAACUGUGAUGUGUGCGUAGAAUAUUACGUAUGCAUGUUCAUGUUUAAAGAACGGCUGUUGAUGAUAAAAUAAAAAUCAGCUUUCAUUUUUCUAA